Molecule: messenger RNA, 2784 nt
Organism: Magnolia sinica
Lineage: Eukaryota; Viridiplantae; Streptophyta; Magnoliopsida; Magnoliales; Magnoliaceae
Product: pentatricopeptide repeat-containing protein At2g13600-like
Exons: 1
Coding region: 37-1833 (598 amino acids)
Biological process (GO): RNA modification
Molecular function (GO): protein binding; RNA binding
Source: RefSeq, a predicted model, not a curated record
CCCCAUAACGGUAAUGCAGGGAAAUCCGCUGACGAAAUGCUUCGGUGGAUAACGUACAGUAAGUUUCACCCUCCAUCUGUUCGAAGAAAUGUCCAUACGGCUUAUGCAUUAAAAGCCAUGGAUACCAUGGCCAUUGAGGAAGAAAUAUACUCCCAUCUCCUGCAAAGAUGUGCUCAAACGUCCAACUUAGACUACGGCCAAGCAAUCCAUGCCAAGCUCAUCAAAACAUUUCUUCUUUCUUCCACAUUCCUACACAACCACCUCCUCAACAUGUACUGCAAAUGCGGAGCCCUCGCCAAAGGCCACCAACUGUUCGAAGAAAUGCCCGAGCGGAACGUUGUGUCUUGGUCUGCCAUCAUUGCGGGCUUCGUUCAACACAACCACCCUAAAGAAGCCAUAUCCAUCUUCCGGCAAAUGCAAAAGGAGGGCGUAGAACCCAAUGAAUUCACCCUUGUUAGUGCUCUCAACGCUUGCUCUCUCUUCGAGGAUACGACUCAGGCAUACCAAAUAUACGCGCUGGUCAUUCGUUCUGGCUUUGAAUCGAACGUGUUCUUGACGAACGCGUUCCUCACUGCUCUGACCCGGCAUGGGAAACUGACGGAAGCUAAGGAAUUAUUCGAGAAAUGUCGAGAGAAGGAUAUCGUUUCUUGGAAUGCGAUGAUGGCGGGGUACCUGCAAUUUUCUUACUCGGAUGUCUGGGGCUUUUGGUGUAGGAUGAAUCGCGAGGGAGUGAGGCCUGAUAAAUUCACCUUCGCGAGUGUCCUCACGGGCUUAGCUGCUCUUUCGAGCAUGAACAAUGGCUUGCAAGUCCACGCUCAGCUCGUUAAGUACGGGCAUGGAGACGACAUUUGCGUGGGGAACGCUUUAGUCGACAUGUACUUAAAGAAUAGGAGUUUGAUCGGUGGUUCAAAAGCGUUUGACGAAAUGCCAGAGAAAGAUGUGGUUUCAUGGACCCAGAUGGCAUCGGGAUGCCUACUAUGUGGGGAACCGUCACAAGCUCUCAAAAUCAUUGAACAGAUGAAGCUGAUUGGGGUUAAGCCCAAUAAAUUCACACUAGCAACCGCCCUAAAUGCUUGUGCGAGCUUGGCUUCUAUAGAGGAAGGAAAGAAAGCGCAUAGUUUCAGGAUCAAACUAGGGAACAGCAUGGAUGCCUGCGUUGAUAACGCGCUUCUUGAUAUGUAUGCAAAAUGCGGAUGCAUGGAUGGCGCGUCGGGGGUUUUUCGGUCGAUGACCGAUCGGUCCGUCAUUACAUGGACGACAAUGAUCAUGGGGUUUGCACAGAACGGCCGUGCCAGUGAUGCUUUGAGGAUUUUCGAUAAGAUGAGGGUAGCGUCUGUGGAGCCGAAUUACAUCACAUUCAUCUGUGUUUUAUAUGCGUGUAGUCAAGGAGGGUUCGUUGAAGAAGGGUGGGAGUACUUCUCAUCCAUGGCCCGCGAUCAUAGCAUCUCGCCAGGAGAAGAUCACUAUGCUUGUAUGGUGGAUCUCCUUGGCAAGGCAGGCCAGAUUGCGGAAGCUGAGGCUCUGAUACAGAGCAUGCCUUUUCAACCCGGCGUGCUGGUGUGGCAAACGUUGCUUGGGGCCUGUCGGGUUCAUGGGGACCUAGAGACCGGCAAGCGAGCCGCGGAGAAUGCCCUCGCUCUGGACAAGCUCGAUCCGUCGACUUACGUAUUGUUAUCGAACAUGCAUGCAGAUUCUAAUAAUUGGGAUGGUGUGAGGGAGUUGAGAAAACUGAUGGGGAAUAGAGAAGUGAAGAAAAUGCCUGGGUGUAGCUGGAUCGAGGUAGCGGGCCAUAGCAUUCCGCUUCGAUUGCAUCAUGGAGGAUGCAUAGAGUAGGAUUGAAGAUUAUUCAUAUGAACAUGAUGGAUUCAACCACCAACAUGUCACUUUCAAGGAGAUAGAAAUGGGUUUUCUUUCUGGGUGGGAGGAAUCUGCUUCUUUAACUCCACGCCAGAUAUCCUUGAAUAGAGGAUCCAGUUCACCAUGACAUUGCUGCAAAUGUGGAAUGCAUGGAUGAGAUUGAAACUGUUCGAAUGGGGCAUAUACCAAAAACCACAUUCUCAUACAAAUGGAGACGGAUUGACAUAAACCAUCAAUGAUUCUGGAGAAGGCUCAUUAAUUGGAUGGUCAGGAUAGUCCAAUCAUGUGUGCAUGUGUACGGUACAGAUUCACAUUGGAUCACUCCUUGAGUGAAUUGGAGGUGCGGCCGUUGCUGGAGUGCAGAUGGAGAAUUGGAUAUCAGCAUACUUCAGGAUGUAGGGAAAGCAUCUGCUUUGGGAAACACAUGCCGACCGAACAAUCCUCACCGAUGGUGUGGAUAUGGUUGAAGGUGAAAUGUGUGAGAUCUGGGCCAUUCAUCCGGCAGUGACCGUUGAGAACAUGCCCGAGGCUAAGAAUUUGAUCGGUUACAUUGUGUUUUUUUUUUGUGUUGUGGAGCAAUGGUGUUUUCAUUUGGACAUGCCAAUCCAGACCGUCCAAUUAGUGGGUCCCACAAUGUAAAUGGUUUGGAUUCAUGUACAUGUGCGGGAAGUGUUGGAUUAGCUGUGCAUGUGAAUGGGGAGAAUUCAUGUUCUUUUGUGAUCACUUGCUCCCAAGUCCCAACCAGAUGGAAUGGGCCAUCAUGGCACCAUUUACGGUUAUGCAUGCAUUGCACAGUUAGGGUCCUCGGGGCCGUUGAUAUUGUAGUCCAUUAUGGGGACGGAUGAAGCAAAUAUUGCUGUGGUUAGACAACUCUUUAUCGGAGUGCAUAACAUUUGCCCAUUGAAAAUUGGAAUAUUAUUUCUUUUU